This is a messenger RNA of Marasmius oreades (fairy-ring Marasmius), 393 nucleotides long. RefSeq lists its product as uncharacterized. The record is from RefSeq and is a predicted model, not a curated record. The coding region runs from base 1 to 393 and encodes 130 amino acids. NCBI's taxonomy places the organism in Eukaryota, Fungi, Basidiomycota, Agaricomycetes, Agaricales, Marasmiaceae. The transcript has 5 exons.
AUGUUUAUGGGCCCUAAAAAGAAAAGCAAGAAAGUAAUCUCUACUAGUAGCUCCUGGUACCCCCCCUGCAAAUCCAAAUCUUGGUCAACCAUGAGACUCACAUCUACCUUCUCCGUUCUUGUAACCGUAGCUCUAUUUCUCGUUCAAGCGAGCGCCAUGCCGAUGCAGCGUGCUAAUGGAGCUGUCGAGUGGUUCAAUGACGCCGCUCCAGGUCCUUCAAGCCACAAUGUUCAUGAUUGGGGUCAUAAACGCUCCGAGCCUGGCCUUGCUGAGGAGGGCGGUGAAUAUCCGGCAAGCUUUACCGCUGACACCAGCGACCGGGACUUGAAACGGGAUGACCCGAAUGGCGCCCACGAACCUUACAAUGAUGGUUUUAAGGUUAGCCGGGCUUAA